This is a messenger RNA of Trypanosoma grayi, 2457 nucleotides long. RefSeq lists its product as hypothetical. Bases 1 to 2457 code for a protein of 818 amino acids. The record is from RefSeq and is a predicted model, not a curated record. The transcript has a single exon. NCBI's taxonomy places the organism in Eukaryota, Euglenozoa, Kinetoplastea, Trypanosomatida, Trypanosomatidae.
AUGGUUGAUGAAUCUCCACGCAAAAAGUGUAGGCCAGAGCCGGGUGAAGCUGCUGUUCUCCGAGAGCGGAUGCGAGCCUCAUGGCCGAAGCAUGUGGUUUGUGACAGUGACGAGGAUAGGGAAAGCAUCCUUGAGAUGUGUGUGGAGCACGACGCUCCGCACGAUAACUGUGCUUUGGAGUGGUGGGGUGUGAACGGUCGAAUCGGCGAUAAUGGCCGUUUCGGUUUAUUUGUCACAUUCGCUCGCCUCGCCUUUGCAGGUGACGAUGAGCCGCCAAACAUCAACGAUCCUGUCCCAUACGCUGCCGCAGUGAGUUGGGUGCUGGUGGAUCAUGAAACCAAAAAGUACUACCGCUUCAGCGAAGUGGACCAUCAGGCUCCGCUCGUAGCGGCGUGUCUGGCGGCAAAUGGAAGGUGCGCCGUUGACGAGCACUUCCUUACCGCCUUGGCGGAGCAGUUCGGCCAGAAUCGUCUACCGCUGCCGGACUUACUCAUGGCGGGGCCCGCGUCGGUGCGUUUGGGUGGCCUCGAUAUCCACUACGCGGAAAACCAACUGAUGAUGGUCCCGCAGCCAAAAGGAAAGAAGAAGACAGCCUUCCCAUGGUACAAGCUCCACCUAUCUGGCACCACGUUUGAGACAGGCGGUGCAGAUAUGCGAGAGGAAGUGAAAGCGAUGGUGGAGCUGACACUGGUACCGACACAGAAUCCUGUUUUACAUGGUACCGACGGUGUGCUGAAGCUCGGUGGCGACUGGAGUUGUGACGUGUUCCAGUACUUUACCCCUCAUUGUAAGGUGGUCGAAGGCGAACUGCGCGUAAUACGCGCUUCCGAUAAGUUGGAGAUUGUUCGCAGCCCCAAUCUGAAGGGUGGGACGAUGUGGAUGGACCACACGUUUGGCUUCGCCCUGCCUCGAAGCAAUGAAGAGGCAAAAUAUCUGCAGGCUCAAAAAGAAUGCGCAGAUCUGUGUCACGUGUGGCAUUCGUUUUCGAUCCAGUUGGAAAAUGGUACACGGGACGCUCUUAGCGUUAUAUGCACGGUAGGCCCUGUGGAUAUGAAGCCAGCAUGCAAUUAUGUCGUGACACAGUGCGGUGACACUGGAAAGAGUGAACACCAUCACAAAGACAUUGAACUAAACGCGGACGUCACUUCACAGUUUCGCAGUGAGGAGACAGGUACACUCUUCGCCACUCGGUGGAUGCUGCGCACCCCAUUCCGUGAUGGUGCAAAACUGGAGGCUGUUAUUGAGGCGACGUUUCCCCACCAAGAGUUUGUGGCACUCGCCUUGCAGCCGAGUUGCUGGUUGGGUACGGUGCGUCUUACAGGCAAAGUCAUUGCCGCAGAUGGGUCUUCAAUCGAUGUUACAGGCAAUGGUUUCCUUAAAAGUCAUGGAAACAGCAGUCUGCAGAAGGUCACGAAGCUCUACAGUGUGCUGCGCGAAGUGGCUACCGCUGCAAUGGAGAAACCAUCUGUAGGUGCCAUGAAGUCACUAGAGGAAAUUGUGGGCGGGCCUGCAGCGUCUGCCACAAGUACAGUGAGGACACUGGUGAGUCUUCAGGGUCAUUCACUUUCGGAUGCGCAUAUGGUUGUCUUCACAACCUUCCUCGGCGCGUACGCAUUUAUCUUUCACCAUCCGAAGGACCCGAGGGAAGUCCUUGAGACACUUCAGUGGUGUCAUGGGAAAUGGCUGAGUUACUUUGGAAGCAUCUCGAUUGAUGUCAAAACGCUGACACUGCGUGCCUUUGUGCUUCGGGAGUUGUCUUAUGUCCUUGAGAAGUGCUGUGCGUCAUGGAUUCCAUCCCAUGUGCAGGUCAUUGACCUUGUGCUGUCCCCACCGAGUAGUAUAGAGGCACUGGUGGCGGUGACAGACGGGGGUUUGGCGGAGUGCAUCGUCCCAUCCGACGCACAGUUCACGACACACGCCAGUAAGUUGGACCUUUCGAAGCUGAAGGGCACCUCCGACGGCACGUGGGUGCUUGAUUCGUCGAGAGGGACCGGAAACAUCGGGGCCUUCCUUGCAGCGCAAGGUGUUGGCGUGAUGUGGCGCACUUUCAUUGAAAACUUGUCACCAAAACUCAUCAUUACUGUGGACGAGGAACAGUCGCUGGUGUGUGCCGUCAUGCGGACGUCACUGUGUAGCAGGGAACAUGUUGUGCGGUUUGACGGCACAGAGUGGGAGUGGCACAGUGCCAGUCGGGGGGCGGCGUGCUCGCGCGCCUGCGUCCUGCAGGGCGGGGCAGGGCUCUGUAUGGAGACAACGCUGUCAAGUGGCCUGAUGGAGCGCACAUGGUACACGUUUCAGGACGAUGGGAAGACGAUGGUGGAGACAUUGCGUUUAUACGACACAAAGCAAAGUGAUGCCAAGGGCAAGGGGAAUGAGAGCGAUGACAAUCUGCGCAUGCAGCCGAUAUCUGUCUGUGUGCGGUAUUUUAUUCUGCGUCUCGACGAAGAUGCGAAGUGA